Notodromas monacha is the source of this 958-nucleotide messenger RNA. NCBI's taxonomy places the organism in Eukaryota, Metazoa, Arthropoda, Ostracoda, Podocopida, Cyprididae. The record is from the annotation of a GenBank genome assembly.
CAGUAAUGCUUGAUUUCUCCGUAUAUUAUCGCGUGAUGAUUACUGCGGGUUCAUCGAGGUGUUCCGAAAGCGAUUCCGAGGUGUUGAAGCCACGGAAAUGAAUCGGCGAUUGUGGCUGAGUUGGCGAAGGAUCGUGAAACAGAAACUAUCGCUCAUCGUCGAAACAGAACACAUGGACAGGAAAACUGCUUUGGCGAUGGAUAAGCAUGUUGCUAGUUGGGUCUUGAAAUAUCUCGGCAUAUGGCCUAUCGUGACGAAAAACAUCCAGCAUUGUUCAAGAAGCAUUCUUGCAGUUGAGAACACGCAACACGCAGGACAUUUAUCUGCUGAGCAUUCAGACUAUUCAAGCAUGGAUGAAGGACAUAUUGAUAUGUACAUGAACGAUGCUGAAAAAGAGCUUUUCAGGAUGACUUCAUCUGAUGUGAAAUUAAGCAAAACCAUGUCGUGGCUUUUGCGACACGGUGCUCUGAAGGUAGGUGUUAGGAUUUCUUCUGACGGAUUUGUGAGAGUCGGUGACAUUCUUUCGCGAAAAGAAUUUGCGGGUUGUACUAUGAAAGACGUUCAACGCAUUGUCGAGAUGGACAAUGGAUUGCGAUUUUGCCUGAGGGAAAGAUGCGGCACUUACGAAAUCAAGGCCUAUCAAGGUCACAGCAUAAGGGUUGAAGAUCUGGAGUUGUUGCCAGUGCUGUCGAAGGAAGAAAUUGCCGGAGAACUCGUUCAUGGAACGUACGAAACGAAGUGGGAGAAAAUUAAAGAAGAAGGAAUCUGUUAUCAUACUCGAAAUCAAGUCCACAUGGGGGUGGAUUCAUGUGCCGGGAAAAUCGAUGAAGGGAGAGAAAUUCCGGGAAUCCGUUCCUCGAGUGAAAUUUUAAUUUAUAUCGACCUGGAAGCAGCACUUCGAAUGGUGCCUCGCCGUACGACCGCUCCGUCCAACGACGGAUCCGCCGGAACCAAUUGA